AUGGCUCGAGUAGUGUCCUAUGUCAUUGAUAAUAGCUCAUACUCCAUUAACGGGGACUUCUCUCCCACCGUCUUGGCCCAAGAGUCGGAAGCAUGCCAAUUUCUAUUUGCACAAGAUAACCAUAGUAAUAGCGAGUCUCUUGCAUCUGUUGUUGGAAUGGGGCGCAAAGCACGCCUUAUCUGCCCGCUUACGAACGACCCUGAACACAUUCGUGAAAGUGUUCUAAAGCUGCAGUCUGACAGCCUGUACCCGAUUGAACCAUCAGCCUUUUUGACAGCUAUCCAGAUAGCUCUCCUUUCUCUUCGUCACAGGCCAACCCAAACGAUGGCGUCAUCGAUAGUAGCAUUCGUUUACAGCCCCUUAGAAUUAAGUGUGGAUAAGGAGGACAUGACCAAUUUGGGCAGGGAGCUAAGCAGUGAAGCCAUUGACAUUACGCUCUAUGUCUUUGGAGAGCAUGCUCAGGCGAAUGCACAGCUUUUACAGUACCUCGUGGAUGCUUCGGCUGCAGGGAGCAAUAGGAUAAAUGCGACCGUAACCCAUAUUAAUGGGAAUUCCCUGUAUGACUUUGUCAAUUCCUAUGUCCAGACCCUCAUGCUUGGAAACAUGGCUACGGGCUACAUCAAUUACGACGACGAUGAAGAUGACAUUGAGCUCCAGUUGGCUUUGCAGCUGAGUAGACAAGAGGCGGAGGAAGCUGCGCGUCGCAACCAGCAAGGUAGUGCAGAGCAUGAGGAUGCUGUAGAUGCAGAGGCAUCUGCCCCACCCUCUACUGACACUUCUUCUGCACCAACCACUUUCAAGGGAACAGAUGCGCAGCCCUCAAUUUUUGGUAUAGAACGUGAAGAUAGGCUUGGUCCGACGCAGGAUGAGAAUUCCAUAAACUCAGACGAUUUGGCAAAAGAUCUGGACGCCAUGGACGACUCUGACCCAAAGUAA
Messenger RNA from Giardia duodenalis, 936 nucleotides. RefSeq names its product putative 26S proteasome regulatory subunit Rpn10. Gene Ontology annotation, cellular component: cytosol; proteasome regulatory particle, base subcomplex; nucleus. The record is from RefSeq and is a predicted model, not a curated record. Gene Ontology annotation, biological process: proteasome-mediated ubiquitin-dependent protein catabolic process. Gene Ontology annotation, molecular function: polyubiquitin modification-dependent protein binding. The coding region runs from base 1 to 936 and encodes 311 amino acids. NCBI's taxonomy places the organism in Eukaryota, Fornicata, Diplomonadida, Hexamitidae. The transcript is spliced from 2 exons.